Hypoxylon fragiforme is the source of this 2376-nucleotide messenger RNA. RefSeq lists its product as uncharacterized. The record is from RefSeq and is a predicted model, not a curated record. Bases 282 to 2177 code for a protein of 631 amino acids. The transcript is spliced from 3 exons. Lineage: Eukaryota; Fungi; Ascomycota; Sordariomycetes; Xylariales; Hypoxylaceae.
UAUGUCUGACCAAUCUCUGCAUCCCGGUAUCAUCUAUGCGAUUGCUCUAAUCCCGGUCGCUUUGAUUGUGAUUCUUACUUGGACGAUUUUGAAAGGGUUCGACCUUUUACCAAACCUUCGGGCUCGGUGGACAAAAGCUCGCCGCCGACCACAGCUUCCAGUCACUGAUAUAUGCCCGGUAGGGUCUACAAGAGGGAGCCUGACAACUAUUGAGAGCGCCUUUAUUGGACAGUCGAGAAACGGUUCGGUUGAGACUGUUACUCGGCCAGAACCCAUUCACGAUGUCAGGAAGCCAAUGGUCGGAGGUCGACAUCCCCUCUCCGUUGCACAUAGUCAAGAGAGGAAAAUCCAUGCAGGUCCUCCGCAGCAGCCCAAGAAAAUUAAGCAACGAAAGUCUUGAUAGCGGUUCUGAUCAACCAUUAACCGUUAUCAAGAGUCGGAAAUCUCAUCGUAAUGUCAUUAGGAGAAGGAAUCAAGAUAGUAUCAACAACUCGAAUUAUAUUCAAACCUCCAAGGGGCAGUCAAGAAAUCUCAGCACAAAUACAGUUUCGAGCGAAACUCAGAAUCCAGUAACCCCCAAACCCCGUAGAAUACCAUCAUCUCGUCGUUCUUCCAGUGCACAAGUUGAACCAUCACUAUCUCCCACAUUUCUUACGAGGCUGCGUUCGUUGUCCAACCGCAGAAAUCUUUCUUCAAAAUCUGCUCGCCCGCGAUAUGGUAUGCGAGUUCCGAGCAGCUCCUCGGAUGGGUCGAUUUUCAGACCGUCUAAUCAAUAUGAAGCAACUCAGUCGUGGGAUAGGUCGCCAAACUCGGCGUAUGCAGACCCUCCCUCACUCAGCGAGUUUGGGUCACGCAGUGUCGAUAGUAGUUUCUUGAGCAAUUCAUUUGCCGAUAUCCAGACACCAGAUAACAAUAUUCCCGAUCCCUACAUACUUGCUCCACAUAUUUCUAUUAUACCAGAAUCAAAGACAUUGAUAGAGGGACAGUCGAGCAUUUGGGCAGUGAUUAAGGUAUCCGCCCAACUAUUCCAUCCUCACACUCACGAUUCGUCUUAUGACUUGGCACAGGCCGCUGGCGGUCCAGCACCCUUUGUUGUACCUACCUAUCAAUGCGAUAUCGGCUUGUUGCGAUAUGGAUAUCUAUAUAACGUAAAGGUAGACAUACUACCAAUAGCAGAAAGCAGUAUAAUCGAUGUCAUAGGAAAUACGCCAACAACAACCUUAACCCCUGGAUCCAGCUUUAUUAAAUUGGCUCAUAUCCGACUAGGAGCCUCGAAAGCACGGCAGGCCAACAGAUCUAAACGUGAUCCGAGCGACCUCAUGGCCGAUCUCGAAUCCCAGUUAGGCAGUUCUCAGGCCGAAUACAUGCAGGUAAGACUGAGCUAUCGCCAUUCGGGGUUUCCAUCGUUUGGGGAUUUCACCACGGACGACAGCGUCUCAACCUACCAGACUCGACUGGAGACAGUAGUGACGGGGGUCGUCAAGCGGCAUAAUUCCACGUCCCUAUGGUCUCCCCAACCAGCACCAAGGCUCGACCCCCUAUUCUCUGCCAUCAUCUCUCAUUGGGAGCCUGCCCAGGCCAACAAUGUUAUGCAUCAAGUGAUGAUGAACCGGUUUGGCCCGCGCAGCACGAGAGGCGGCUGGAGCGAAGAUAUCAUCCAGCCACCCAGCCGCACCGGAACAGCCCCCCCUAUACCUCAACGGCAAGGUAGUCUCCGGCGUUUGUCCCCAGAGAAGAUCAUGGAUCCGGCAAGAAAAAUCUGGACAGAACUACGUCGUACAUCCUCUAGCAACAACCGCCCAACUUUCAACUUGAACAAAGCUCAUCGCUUCCCCGCCGCCACAACGUUCGUAGACGCCCCAAACCCCGGAAAAUCUGUUAUCCGCCCGGACUCGAUGCGGCAGCCGCCGGAAUCAUCAUCGAGCACCGAAGUCCAGCGCCAACGGGAGAUGAUUCGCGACACGGCGGUGCGCAAUAGGCGAUCCAUAGGCGCUGAUAGCCUAAAGAGUCUGGUGCCGUCCGUAGGGGGAGGGUCGAGUAUAGAUGGGAAGGAGAAUAGAAGUAGUAAUAUUUCGGAUUCGCCGAGCCCGCGUGGGAAGAAGCAGGAGGUGCAAGUGCAAGCGGAUCGCCGGAAGAAGGAGAAGGAGGGAAGGUGGAGCUUGGGGAAUUGGUGGUGAGCUUAGGUGAGCUACCUACCUAUCAAUCUGCGUUCUCUUGCCUGAUGAAAGGGGGUACCCAGGGAUUAUCAACGUGUAAGGAGGGCUCAUUCAGCAGGAGUGAGUAGGUAGCUUUUUAAAAUUUGUAGAAUAUUUCUAAUAGGGGUAUUGGAGGAAGGGACUUUGAGUCUCUUUAUAUGAACACGACGAGGAACUAUUU